CGGCUUCGCUGCCCCUGUCACUCGCGGAGCCAGCGCUAUGGCAGCGCUGCGGGGUCUCCUGGGCUGGCGUCGUUGCCGCUUCUCCCGCGGCGGCCGCCCGGACCUGCCUAACCGCAGGCAGCUAUGGAGUGUCAGGGCCGCGGAGGCCGGCGGAGACGGAGCGUCGCGGGGGCUGAGCGCGGCGGCCGCGGGGGCUGCUGGCGGGGCGCUCGCUUGGUUCUUCUGUCAGCACUUCUACGAGCGGCCCCGACAGCGAGAAUUAGCGGAGCGGCGGCCGCCGACGCUUGCAGGCAGCCGAGGAGGAGGCGGAGGAGGAGCAGGCGAACCUGGCCGGGGACUGCUGCCCAUCCCCGUAGCGGCUGCUGCCAAGGAGACGACGUUCACAGAAAGCAGACCAGGUUAUGAAGAUUUGGAUCUGUAUGCAACUUCCCGGGAGCAGCGGUUUCGUAUGUUUGCCAGUUUAGAAUUUGAAGGGCAGCUAUUUAUGACACCAUAUGAUUUCAUUCAAUCUGUUACAAAUGAUGAACCAAGACGGGCAAAACAAUGGAAAUGCCUUUCAAAACAGGAAUUGAAUCAGAUACUACUAGAAACACCACCAGUUUGGAAAGGGUCAUCAAAAUUAUUUCGGAAUCUGCAGGAGAAAGGUGUGAUUUCAUACACAGAGUAUCUGUUCCUAUUAUGUAUCUUAACAAAGCCACAUGCAGGUUUUAGAAUAGCUUUCAACAUGUUUGAUACAGAUGGGAAUGAGAUGGUAGACAAAAAAGAAUUCUUGGUGUUGCAAGAUAUCUUCAGAAAGAAAAAUGAAAAGAAGGAAAGAAGAGGGGAUGAAGAGAAACGUGCUAUGCUGCGUCUCCAGCUUUAUGGAUACCACAGUCCUACUAAUGCUGUGCUAAAAACAGAAGGAGAGGACCUUGUUCCAAGAAGCUAUUGGGAUACUCUGAGACGUAGCACGAGCCAGGCACUCUUUUCAGACCUUGCAGAGCGUGCAGAUGAUAUCACCAAUUUGCUGUCUGAUACUACUUUGCUGGUACACUUUUUUGGCAAGAAAGGAAAAGCUGAGCUUAACUUUGAAGAUUUUUACAGGUUUAUGGAUAACCUCCAAACUGAAGUUCUUGAAAUAGAAUUUCUUUCCUACUCUAAUGGAAUGAAUACCAUCAGUGAGGAAGACUUUGCUCAUAUUCUUUUAAGAUAUACUAAUGUGGAAAAUACAUCAAGCUAUUUGGAAAAUGUACGCUGCAGUAUUCCAGAAGAGCAAGGCAUUACAUUUGAUGAAUUCAGAUCAUUUUUCCAGUUUCUGAACAAUCUAGAAGACUUUGCAAUUGCAAUGCAAAUGUACAAUUUUGCAAACCGUUCAAUAGGACAAGAUGAAUUCAAACGUGCUGUGUAUGUAGCUACGGGCUUGAAGCUUUCUCCUCAUUUAGUGAACACAGUCUUCAAGAUCUUUGAUGUAGAUAAAGAUGAUCAACUGAGCUACAAAGAAUUUAUUGGCAUCAUGAAAGACAGAUUGCAUCGAGGAUUCAGGGGCUACAAAAGCAUACAGAAAUACACUACUUUCAAAUCCUGUGUGAAGAAGGAACUGAAUAGCAGAUAAACUGUGAGAAAAGCCAAAUAUGGCUUGAAGAACUAUGUUUGUGUGAAGACUUUAACAAGGAAACACUUCAGAGACCUUUGGAAGCAAUUUCAAAAUAGAGAUAUGUUGAGAUGAAUAACAAGACACUUACACAUUUGAUCACCAUUAAUCCUUGCACUUGUCUUUGUUUCCUUUGUAAACAACAUAAAAAAUAAGAAACCAAUAAUUACCCUGAAUAUCUUCCAUCUGUAGCAAUACCUUAUCAUCUUAGACUAUGAUCCCUAAAGUGCUCUGCUGGUAUAAGCUUUAUUCAUUUCGUUAAGAUGACUGUCAGUGAAACUCAAACCAUCUAUUGAUAUUUCUUUACUCAUAUCAUUUAUGGGAUUUAUGUAAAUCCUUGUAAAAAGUUUAUUAGAAAUGAUUUUCUAUUCAAUCAUUCAUAGAGCAAUCCUAUGCAUGUUCAUUUAGAAAUGUGUCAAACUGCAUUCAGUGGGUCUUACAUCCAAGUAAGUGUGCAUAGAAUUACAUCCCUGGUAUAGGUUAUAUUUAAGGAAAGCUUUUGUCCAUUUCAGAGCAAUAAUAUUAAUAUUUCAUAUUGCUUUCUUGUGAGUUGCUUUUGAUCUGUGCCAGUGGAGAAAGGUAGAAUAAAAGUCAUUAAAAUGAAGGGGGGGAAAACAUGCAUGGAACAGCCCUUGCUGCACAUAUGGAUACUUUAAAAAUGUUUUGUGUGGAAAGGGUCAUCCAGCCCCACAAACAGAUGAAUGGUAAAAUUAAACAUUUUUCUGAAAGAGCAAUGCAUGCAGAGCCCUGAAUACUGAAUCAGCAAUAGGAAGCUGUACACAUAACCGCAUUUGCACUUGCUGUUUCCUAUCCAGCUGACAAGAAGAUGUGUAGAGUCCCAAGCUGCAUGGAGCCAAUUCACAUAAAAUAUAAUGGUUACAAAAGUCUAUUCAAAUGUGAAUUUAUUUUAGGAAUGUAUUUUAAGUCUGUUGUAUUUAUUUUAUUCUCAUAUGUCAUUCCAUUUUCUUGCUAUGUUCGUUAUACUGGUAAUGUGCCUUUAAUAACAGCUAUAAAGGAAAAAUAUUUCCUUGUAAUUGUAUAUGAACUGAUGUACAUAUAGCAAAUGUGAAAUGUUGUUCAUUUUGAAAUUGAAGACUAUGAGUUGAAUCCAGAUUUAACCAUAGAGUAGAUCCACUGAAAUCAAUGGGACUUCAGUUAGUAGCUUAAGUCUCACUGAUUUAAUACUGUGUCCAGCCCAAUAAUUUUGAGGCUAAAAUCUAUAAAGCUGCACUUCAAGAGUUCUAAUAGUUUAAACAUAGUAUGGAUAGAUGUAAGAUUAUUAAAAUAAUGUUUAAAAAGCUUUAUCUACAGACCAUUUAAACUGGGGUAUUUUGAUUUAAUCCUCAUGUUUCUCAUUACUGUCUAUUGGAUUAAAUAAAACUAAAUAUUUUGGCUUAACUGGUCUGAGGAUAGUAGCAUUUUUAUUAUAUGUAUACUCAAUAAGUCAAUCAUAGUGUGCUGUCUUUAAAUAUUACAAUUAUGGAUAGCAUUAGAAAAGGAAAUAUGACUGUUUUCUAGCCAAUUUAUUCAUUCCAUGUUGUAUUUUCAUUUAAAAGCUUGGAUCCUAACAACUGUAAGCAGAAUUCUGUUCACAAAAUGGCCCUUCUCUGUUUUUCCCUUCUGCAACCCUCUUUGCCACCCAAAAUGAUUCCUGAGAUCAAGCAUCCUCUAAGACCACAGGGGACUAUAUGCAGAGAAGAGAAAUAAUCAGGAAUCUUUCCUUGCAUGAGGAAAAGCUCUUUCUGGUUGGACUAAGUUACUGCUGGAUCUAAGACAGAAAAAAAUCCAUACAACUCACAGCAUUCCCCAGACAAUCAGAUAUUUAGGGAUUGUGCUCUAAUUUUUUUCUUUUGUACUUUAUUUAGAUUAAUCUGCUAAAAUUACUUUAGACGUAUAUUGCACAACAUUGGAUACAGAUGCGUUAUCUAUUCUGGUGACUAGCAUGCAACAGUUUAAAAAUUGUUUGCUAGUUUAUUUUUGGUUUUUAUACUUGCAACAGGAAUGCAAUGCCUGCAAUAAUGUCACAAAGCCGUCAUAAAAAGUUAGGAAGAUAAAUGUAAAUGCCAUCAAUUUAUAAUACUGAGUUGAUGAAGAGUUCACUAGUGAGAAAUCCAGCAUAGAAAUCUUGUAAAAACUGCAAGCAAUAAGCUACAGUUUUUGUGGCUGCUUUUUAAAAUAAAUCUUACAUAGUAGAUGAAUUUUUAAUAAAUAUAGAGCACAAUUUUCAGUUUAUGUGUUGUCUAGUGGCCAAUUCACACACUUAUGCGGCAGUAAUCUCUCCACAUGCUGGAGACAUGUAUACCACCAUCUUCAUCUACAUAGCCUUGCAUCCAAGCACUAAUUCAGUAGGCUAUGUACAAGCAGGCUUGAUUCUCUUACCCCCUCAUGUUCCCCAUUUCUGAGGGGUUUUACAAAUGAAUGUACAGGCGCAUUACAAUACUAACACAUCACAAAUCAUGUUAUACAUAUAUUAGAGAAGAAUAAACCUAUUCUGCCAAGAACAUAUAAGCCAUGACCAGGUAAAUGUGGAACACAAGGGAACACAGUGGUAUAUUUUCAAUCUUGAAUGGAAUUUACUUCUGACUUAAUUAAAAGCAAUGGACAUUCAGCAAUUAUUUCAGUAAAAUAGAAAUAGCACUCAUGGAAUGCAAUUUUGAUCUAAAGAUUCCAUUUUGUGGAAUUUACCCCCUUUGCCUUAUUUACCCCCUUUGCCACUGAAUUUCCUUUCUUCAAGCGCCUCCUUGUAUCCCUGAAACUUGGAUCCUAAGAGUUGGAAGAACAUUCAGAGCAGCAUUUUGGUGAGGCCAGAUGGCUGCAGAAGAAGAGAACUUGGUUACUCUCCCAUGCAAGCAAACAUGCCUUCUGCUUACAAAGCAGGAUCUCUUGAAUCUUGUUCACUGAAAUUAUUUGGAUUGUGAAGUAAAUUCUUAUGUACAGAAUGACACCCAUAAUUUUCAACAGCUUUACUCGAUUUUUACAGAAUGCAUAAAUUGGAAAAAAAAACCCUCAAAAGAAAUAUUGACAACUAAAAUCAGACAUGGAAGGAACCAGAACAUGGGAGUAGAAUGAGAAAUACUAGAGACUAGAUGAAUGUGUCGUUCAUCAUAUCCAUUAUCCCUUGAAUUAGUUUUACAUAGACAUUGUUUGUACAGUCUGGUUAUGACCACCCAAUAUAGUAUUUUACAUGACUACUAAUAAGAUCAAACUAAAAUAUCCAUACAUUGUUUUAAUAAAAUCAUUCCUCAUUGUUUUUUUUUCUUUUAAAACAUUUAACAGACAAACUGCUGCAAUGAGUUAUUUUCUUUGUAGUCUGAUUUGAAUAAAUGGUUUAAACAAAUAAC
Molecule: messenger RNA, 4971 nt
Organism: Varanus komodoensis (Komodo dragon)
Lineage: Eukaryota; Metazoa; Chordata; Lepidosauria; Squamata; Varanidae
Gene: MICU3
Product: mitochondrial calcium uptake family member 3
Exons: 15
Coding region: 38-1591 (517 amino acids)
Biological process (GO): calcium import into the mitochondrion; mitochondrial calcium ion homeostasis
Cellular component (GO): uniplex complex
Molecular function (GO): calcium ion binding
Source: RefSeq, a predicted model, not a curated record